CCGCCAAAAAUCCGAAAUCCAAUAAACAGAAAGCGUUCUUUCUUCUUUUUCUUCAUCAUCAUCAUCUUCUUCUUCUUUACUUUUUACCUUCCAUUUCGUACGUAUACAGACACGUUUAUUGCAAUUCCUGUGUAUAGGCUCGGGUUUAUUGCUCAAUUCAGCAACUUAUAAUACCGUAUGGAUAUAUGGGGGGAAGCAAAGGAGUUGUAUCAUUCACAAUGGAUGAUGAAGUUUGAGGUAGCUUAGCUAGCUUGUGCAUUUGCUGAAUCAGAGAGGGAGUCGUCGUCAUCGAUCUUUGCCUCGGAGCUAUGAGGAUUUCGUUUAUUCUUCUGCGAUUGAUUCUUCUACUGUUCCUCUUCUGCAAUCAUAACGGUAAACUCAGUGUGAGAGCAUUCACUGGAACUUAUGGGAUUAAUUAUGGAAGAAUUGCAGAUAACAUCCCUUCACCGGAUGAAGUUGCUAAACUCCUAAGAGCAGCAAAGAUAAAAAAUGUUAGGAUUUAUGAUGCAGAUCACAGUGUCAUUAAGGCAUUUAGAGGAACUGGGCUUGAGUUAGUGGUUGGACUUUCAAAUGGAAAUGUAAAAGAUAUGAGUGCUAAUGCAGAUCAUGCACUGAAUUGGGUAAAGGAUAAUGUGAAGGCAUUCCUUCCUGACACACACAUUGUUGGGAUUGCUGUGGGUAAUGAAGUUUUGGCAGGGAGUGAUUCUGAACUGUCAGCAGCUUUACUGAAUGCUGUAAAAAAUUUACAUAAUGCCACAAAAAAUCUGGGAAUUAGUGAUGCUAUUCAGAUAACAACUGCACAUUCACAAGCUGUUUUUGCAAAUUCAUUCCCUCCUUCCUCGUGUAUUUUUAAAGAGGAUGUUGCUCAACUCAUGAAACCACUUUUAGAAUUCUUCUCCCAGAUAGGAUCCCCUUUCUGUUUAAAUGCUUACCCCUUCUUGGCGUACACAUAUGAUUCAGACAAGAUUGAUAUGAACUAUGCUCUCUUUAACUCAAAUAAGGGCAUUUAUGAUGAGAAACCUGCUCUUCAUUAUGAUAAUUUGCUUGAUGCUCAGAUUGAUGCAGCAUAUGCAGCUUUGGAAGAUGCUGGAUUUAGAAAAAUGGAAGUUGUAGUUACAGAAACAGGAUGGGCUUCACAUGGUGGGCAGAAUGAACCUGCUGCUACAGUAGAUAAUGCUAGGACAUACAAUUACAAUUUGCGGAAAAGACUUGCAAAGAAGAAGGGAACUCCAUUGAGGCCAAAAACAGCGCUGAAGGUGUAUGUUUUUGCACUUUUUAAUGAGGAUUUGAAGCAAGGCCAAUUGUCUGAGAAGAACUAUGGAUUAUUCAAACCUGAUGGGAGGAUCUCUUAUGAUAUUGGUUUUUCAGGACUAAAAGAUUCAUCUGCAACAUCCUCUAUUUUGACUUUGAAGAAACUGAUGGUAACUUUUAUUCCAUGAUUCCGUGUGCCACUGUGCUGUAUCAACUACAAUGAUUUAUUUGCCCUGGAUAGAAGGAGAGAAAAAGAGAUAGGAAGAUAUUGCAGAGAAAACAAGGUUUUCAAGUUUAAGUGUUUCUUGUCUUGUCUGAUAACUGAAAGUUAGUUUGUGGGGAAGUACUGAAGUAAGUUUUGAAGUUUUUGUUUGGUACAUGUUGGGUCACGUGAUUGUCUGUUGGAUUUGCUUGCAAGGGUGAAGUUUCACCCACCUUUAUGCUUAAAUCAGAGCAUGCUAGCUUCUGAGUUGAAGGAAGGGGUAAAGAUGAAAUAAGAAGAGACAUGUUUGUUCUAUUUCAUGUUUGCAAAUAUGAUGGCAACUAUAUUCUAAUCAUAAGUCACAAGUAUUGAAUAAAUGGCACUGAUUGUAAAGCUAUAAAACUAACUGUACUUGCUGUUUAGGAAAUCCCUAGGGGGUUUGUGGUUUACCUUCCAUUAACUAAUUCUUGUUGAUAUUCAUAAAAAAAACCUUGAAGAGAUUUAUAAGCUCUUGUUUCAUUGCAUCUUGUAUUAUGAACUUAUCUGUUGCCA
Ipomoea nil (Japanese morning glory) is the source of this 2005-nucleotide messenger RNA. RefSeq names its product glucan endo-1,3-beta-glucosidase 11-like. The record is from RefSeq and is a predicted model, not a curated record. The coding region runs from base 309 to 1439 and encodes 376 amino acids. The transcript has 3 exons. Gene Ontology annotation, biological process: carbohydrate metabolic process. Gene Ontology annotation, molecular function: hydrolase activity, hydrolyzing O-glycosyl compounds. Lineage: Eukaryota; Viridiplantae; Streptophyta; Magnoliopsida; Solanales; Convolvulaceae. Gene Ontology annotation, cellular component: plasma membrane.